This is a messenger RNA of Cetraspora pellucida, 999 nucleotides long. The record is from the annotation of a GenBank genome assembly. NCBI's taxonomy places the organism in Eukaryota, Fungi, Glomeromycota, Glomeromycetes, Diversisporales, Gigasporaceae.
AUGGGUUUAUCCCAAUUUUCCUCUCAUCUAAUAGAAUAUUGUGGUGAUGGAUGUCAAGCAGGAUAUGGUGUCUGUGGUAAUGUCUCAAGAGAUGAUACAUGCGGUCCCGAUGCGGGUGUUAGAUGUGGCGGUACUUUUUGUUGUGGUCAAUCGGGUACUUGUGGUGAUACACCUGAAUUUUGUGAUCCAGAUCAAGGAUGCCAAGAAGGAUAUGGUUACUGCGGCCUUCCAGACGACAAUACUGAUGGUAGCCCAAAAGUUAUCUACACUUGUCACAAUUUGAAUACUAUAGCAUUAACUUUUGAUGAUGGUCCACGCUCUUGGACGAAUGACUUACUCGAUACGUUAGAUGAAAAUAAUAUAAAAGCUUCAUUCUUUAUCAAUGGUCACAACGAAGAUAAAUAUUGUAUCUAUGAUUACGCUGAAAUUUUACAACGUGCUUAUUCUUCAGGUCACCUAAUAGCCCAUCACACGUGGUCCCACCCGUACUUGACUGGUGUUAGUUCCGAUGAAUUAAACUAUCAAUUAGACUUCUUAAAUCAAGCGUUUAAGAAAAUUCUUGGCGUUACUCCACGUUAUUUCCGGUUUCCGUACGGUGAUGGUGUCGAUGAUGACUCAAUAAAAUCUACUAUUUUAGCAAAUGGAAUGGAUAAAAUAGUUAUGUGGGAUGUGGAUUCUCAGGAUUCUAUUGACGGUGUCACAGAAAAGCAGAGUGAAGAAUUUUUUGAUCAAGAUACUAAUGAUGGAAACUCUCAUAUCGUUUUAAAUCAUGAUAGAAUUCAAACCACUGUUAAUAAAUUGGCUCCUUAUGAAAUUUCUCAAUUAACUAACAAUGGUUUUAUCUUUGAUACGGUAGCUGGGUGUACUGGUGAUUCGGAUUCAAAUAAUUGGUAUAAUAUUGACACCGGUUCAUUUGGUACAAGAGACGAUACUUGGACAUGUAGUGAUGAUGAUAUGCAUGAUGCGGAUAACACUUCACCCCGGGAUCCCCAGGACUAA